Molecule: messenger RNA, 1274 nt
Organism: Cucurbita maxima (winter squash)
Lineage: Eukaryota; Viridiplantae; Streptophyta; Magnoliopsida; Cucurbitales; Cucurbitaceae
Exons: 4
Coding region: 240-851 (203 amino acids)
Source: RefSeq, a predicted model, not a curated record
ACUGUGUAAUGUUGAAGGUAUUUGUGAUGCCCACAAUUUGAGUCAACAACUUCCCCCCCUCUCUCUCUUAGUCCUCUUCUUUGAUGAGCUUAAAAAUGUCCAACUCCCCAUUUUCCUUCACCCACCUUCGUUCUACAUACCCACCACCACCACAACACCAAGAACAGGGCAAGCCAGAGCUCUAAAGAAACAGAGCAAAACCCCCCAAGAACAGAGCAGAAGCAAUCCAAUUCGGACAAAUGGGUUUCUUAAAGGAAGAGAAAUCGAAGCGUUUAUGGAGAGGAAUCAAGACCCUUUUCUUCUUAAUCACCAUGUUGAUUUCCCUUCUCCUUUUCUCUGCCCCUGUUCUUCUCGUUAUUGCCGAUGCCCUUCUCUCUGCUUCUCUUUACCCUUACUCUUUUUCCCUCAACUCCCUCCCUUCCCACCUCAAAAACUACGAUUUUCGAUCCUCCCUUAUCGAUAUCCCCCUGAUUUCAUUCGCCAGAUCCGCCAUCAUUAUUUGUGUUUAUAGCUUUUGCGAUGGACCCAGGCUCUCGCGAGGGCCUUAUUUGGGGAUCACGACGCUUUGUUCUGUGAUUUCUUUGGUUUAUGUUUCAUUGAAGGCUUCGUUUGUGUUUGAUGGAGGCUUGUCGGAUGUCCGUCGAGGAGGAGGGUAUGCGAGAGGCAUGGAGGUGGCUUUGUUUAUGUCUUCUUUGGCUCUGGCUGUUGGACAUGUUGCUGUGGCGUAUAGAACGAGUUGCAGAGAGAGGAGGAAGCUUCUGGUUUACAAGAUUGAUAUCGAAGCGGUUUCAGCUUGUAAUAGUGGUUUUCCUAGGUACCAAAAGAUUCUUCAAGAGGAAAGAGUGAAGUAAAAGCACCAUCUCAGGAGAUCAAAACUUGUUUCCAUCUAACUUGUUUCACCCCGUCUUCAGGUUCAGGUGAGGUUAUGAAAAUUUUCGACACAUUUUCUUCAACAUGCCUGCAUUUGCCAACAAGAACAUUACAAAAGAGAGUGAAGUUAAACACACUGAGAAUAGAGAGAGUGCACACAAAUGUUUAGGUAAUGACUUGAAAUAAAUGAUUCUGGAGAUUCGGGAGGUGCAAAGCUUACUAACAUCUUAAUGUUGUCUAUAAAUUUGUUAUAGAAACAUACGAUAAAUUUACCUCAUAUUUAAGCAUCAAGUUUAUGUGAUGUGAAAUGUAUAGUUUGGAUUGAAACAAAUAAAAAUGAUAAACAACCUUGUAAUCUUAUUAGGAUGGUUUGUUCGGCUUCAAUACUGAUUCUUUUGUCCACA